This is a messenger RNA of Drosophila bipectinata, 497 nucleotides long. RefSeq lists its product as uncharacterized. Lineage: Eukaryota; Metazoa; Arthropoda; Insecta; Diptera; Drosophilidae. The record is from RefSeq and is a predicted model, not a curated record.
UUAGCUCUGAUACAUUAAUACAUACAAAAUUUCCACACUUUUACAAUUCUCUUUGACUUUAUACAUUGAGAGUUUUGAAGGAAUAUCAAUUCAAGAUGCGUAUCCCGGAGGUGGACAUGUGGAAUGUUAGCAAAUCCAGUCGCCUACAACGUCAGGUCAUCCUCAAAGCCAUGCCCAAAGGAUUGGCGAUGGUGGACUACGCCGAAAUAUAUGAACAGGACAUGUUCUAUCUGGACUGCCAGGAGUAUCGUGACUAUGCCAAGGACCCCUAUAACAAAGUUCACAUUCCCGCAAGGUUCAAAGUCUAUGUCGGCAAGUGCACUGAAAAAGCCGAUACGGAAUCGCAACGUAUGCUUCAAUUACCUCAAUCGCGAGUCGAUCGCCAACCUAUUGUGUUUCCUAUCGAAUAUCCUCAUGACAUGGCCCUGGGCCGUAAGGAUUGCGACUUUAUUAAGGGUCGCAAUUCCAAGUACUCCAAUCUGUCAUUCAAGCGAUAG